Molecule: messenger RNA, 2217 nt
Organism: Chanos chanos (milkfish)
Lineage: Eukaryota; Metazoa; Chordata; Actinopteri; Gonorynchiformes; Chanidae
Gene: slc44a5b
Product: solute carrier family 44 member 5b
Exons: 22
Coding region: 44-2194 (716 amino acids)
Biological process (GO): transmembrane transport
Cellular component (GO): membrane
Molecular function (GO): transmembrane transporter activity
Source: RefSeq, a predicted model, not a curated record
CAUAUAAACAAAGACACGCGAGAAACGUCCUGACCGAGGUGCAAUGGCAAGGAAAACGGAGAUCCCAUCCUCGUACUACGGUGAGCCACAUAAGUUUGACCCAACCUUCAGGGGACCCAUUCACAAUAGGAGCUGCACUGACGUGCUUUGCUGUGUGGUAUUCGUCAUAGUCAUCCUUGGCUAUAUCGCUUUGGGAACAGUGGCCUGGAUCCAUGGGGACCCAAGGAAGGUGGUGUAUCCAACAGACAGUUAUGGGCAGUUCUGUGGUCAGCAGGGUACUCCAAAUGCAAAUAAAGCCAUAUUAUUUUACUUCAACAUAUUACAUUGUGCCAAUCCUUCAGUUCUAAUCAACCUUCAGUGCCCUACAACUCAGCUCUGUGUAUCAAAGUGCCCAGACAGAUUUGCCACAUACCUAGAUGUGCAGUAUAACUACAGGUAUAACAAAAGCUACUGGGAAUACUACAAGCAGUUCUGCAAGCCGGGGUUCGACAAUCCGCGAAAGUCAGUGGCUCAAGUCCUGCGUGAUGAGGACUGUCCUUCUAUGAUUGUGCCCAGUAGACCCUUUCUACAGAGGUGCUUUCCCGAUUUCAUCACAAGAAACGGGACGUUAACUGUUGCCAACAAAACAAACUUCAAAGACGGACAGGGGAAAACAAGAAGCGUGACUGAUCUUCGAGACGCUGCCAAUGGUAUCACUGGUCUGCUGGAUGCCAAGGAAGUGGGCAUUAAGAUCUUUGAGGAUUAUGCCAGCUCCUGGUAUUGGAUUUUAAUUGGAUUGGUCAUAACCAUGGUGGUCAGUUUGGUGUUUAUCUUGCUGCUGCGGUACACGGCGGGAGUCUUGCUCUGGCUCGUCAUCUUUGGGGUCAUCGCUGGAGUGGGCUAUGGCAUCUGGCAUUGUUACUGGGAGUUCAGUACGCUGAAAGGAAUGCCUGACGCUGAUGUCACGAUCUCAGACAUCGGUUUCCAGACGGACUUUCGUGUUUAUCUUCAGCUCAGCCAGACCUGGCUAAUCUUCAUGAUAUCCCUGGCCGUCAUUGAGGCAGUCAUUGUAAUGGUGUUAUUAUUCCUAAGGAGCAGAGUCCGAAUUGCUAUUGCUCUUCUGAAAGAGGGAAGCAAGGCAAUCGGAUACAUUAUGUCAACUCUCUUCUACCCCAUAAUCACCUUCUUGUUGCUGGCGGUCUGCAUAGCAUACUGGGCAGUGACUGCUGUCUUCUUAGCCUCCUCCGGCGACGCUGUGUACAAAGUGAUGUCAACACAGCCGAACUGCAAGUAUGCCAAUAUAACCUGUGAUCCAGAGACCUUUAAUAAAACCAAUGUCACUAAGGUGUGUCCAGGAUCUCAGUGCACCUUCGCCUUUUACGGUGGAGAGAGUCUCUACCACCGCUACAUCUUUGUCCUGCAGCUGUGCAAUCUGCUUGUCUUCCUCUGGCUGGUGAACUUCACCAUCGCCCUAGGACAGUGCACCCUAGCUGGAGCCUUCGCCUCCUACUACUGGGCCCUUAAAAAGCCAGCCGACAUCCCUGCCUGUCCCCUGGCUGCUUCUUUUGGCCGGGCUAUAAGAUAUCACACCGGCUCAUUAGCUUUCGGGGCCUUGAUACUGUCCAUCGUCCAAUUCUUCCGGAUCAUUCUGGAAUAUUUGGAUCACAAACUCAAAGGUGCUCACAAUUCAUUUGCACGCUUCCUGCUAUGCUGUCUCAAAUGCUGCUUCUGGUGCCUAGAGCAUUUCAUUAAGUUCAUGAACAGGAAUGCAUAUAUCAUGAUUGCAAUAUACGGGAAAAAUUUCUGUACCUCUGCAAGGGAUGCUUUCUUCCUGUUGAUGAGGAACGUGGUAAGGGUGGCUGUGCUGGAUAAGGUAACUGACUUUCUCCUGUUCCUGGGAAAACUGCUCAUUUCAGGGAGCGUGGGCGUGCUAGCGUUCUUUUUCUUCACCCGCAAGAUACCAGUCAUUCAAGAGGAAGUGCCAUCAUUAAAUUACUAUUGGGUCCCCCUGCUGACAGUGAUAUUUGGAUCCUAUCUGGUUGCAAAUGGAUUCUUUAACGUCUAUGCCAUGUGUGUGGACACAUUAUUCCUCUGCUUCUGUGAAGACCUGGAGAGAAACGAUGGUUCUCCCUCCAGGCCUUACUUCAUGCCUCCUGGUUUACACAGGGUACUGAGGAAGACUGAUCAUGCCAGCAAGAAAUACACAGGCUCAUGAGAAAAAUUCCUGUGGAAAAAAAA